CACUGCGCAUGCGUAUGUUUUCGUUGGACGUAAUGGAGCCGUGCACGGCGUUGCAGGUGUUUCAUUGAGUUCACACUACGCUUGUUUUAGGCGCGUUGCUGUCACUGUAAUAUACCACCAUGUGGAACAGAGCUCGCAGCUGGGUUAAGAUUAGCUGUAAGCGGCGGAGUAUCUCAUGCAUCGAUAUGGAAGCAAGUAGAUAUCAUUGUUUCCGAUAAGGUUGCUGGGGCGCUGCACCGACCGUCCGAUCGUUUUGCACAAUUUUCUGUCGGCGAAAGAAAUAAACCACCAUGACGAUGGGGGCAACUAGGACGAUGCAUUGCACGUUAGAAGGGCCCGCAAACGCCUUGGCAAUAAACCGAGACGCCACGCAGGUUGCCGUCGCAGGACGGAAUGUGUUCAAGGUGUUCAGCUUGGAGAACGAGGAAUUUCAAGAGAGGCUAAAUCUGCGCGUGGGCAAGAAUCUCAACCUAAACUUCAGUUGCAGCGAUGUCGUGUGGAACAUGGUGGACGACCAUAUCCUCGCCACUGCUGCCACGAAUGGAGCCGUCGUCACUUGGAACUUAAACAAGAGUUCUCGAUCUAAACAAGACAUGGUAUUCCAAGACCACAAGAGGACUGUCAACAAAGUCUGCUUCAAUCCCUCCGAGUCGCAUAUUCUGUUGUCCGGAUCCCAGGACGGAACAAUGAAGUGCUUCGAUAUACGUAAACGGGAGGCAGCGAGCACUUUCCACAGUUCAUCGGAGAGCGUUAGGGACGUGCAGUUCUGCCCGCACCACCACUUCACCUUUGCGGCGGUCCAGGAAAAUGGCAACGUCCAGCUCUGGGACCUGAGGCGCUCGGACAAAUGCGAACGUCAGUUCACAGCACAUAGCGGGCCUGUGUUCACGUGCGAUUGGCACCCGGAGGAGAAACGUUUUCUCGCCACUGGCGGUAGGGACAAGGCGAUCAAGAUCUGGGACGUGAGCUACAAGCCCGUGCUGCACCAGUGCAUUCAGACAAUCGCCUCAGUGGCGCACAUCAAGUGGCGCCCCCAGAAGAAGUACCAUAUUGCCAACAGCUCCCUGGUUGUGGACUGCACCAUCAACAUCUGGGACACACGGCGCCCUUACGUGCCUUUUGCCGCCUUCACCGAACACAAGGAUGUGGCCACAGGUUUUGCGUGGCGAAACAGUCCUGGCGUGUUGUUGUCAACGAGCAAGGACAGCACGUUGUUCCAGCAUGUCAUGGGCGACGCCAUCAAGCCAGCGACACAUGCCGACUCGCUCUCGGUGGCCCACGUGCUGAACCCAUCGGGCGACCUAGCCUUUGCAUCCAGCGACCGUUUCUUUCCCGAGCAGAGCAGCAGGUCUCGUCCCGGGCCCGUGCAUCCGGCAUCGGCCAGGUUUCCGGCAGUCUUCAAGAAGAGCACAAACCUCGGCGACAAGUUCAGCCACGCGCAGAGCACAUUAUGUGUCUUUACCAACAAGGAAGUUGAGACCCUGUCGUUGACCUGGCUGCGUGAGAGUGCUCUGCGGUACCAGCUGUCGGGGCGUCCCUUUGGGGAGCUGUGCGACCGCAAUGCCAACGUGGCUGCUGACCUGGGACGCCACCAGGUAGCACAGACUUGGCGUGUGCUUAAGGCCCUCUACACGCAGCAAGCCAACUGUCCAGCCGACUUCCUCAAUCUCGGUGGCCUUCUCGACUCUUCGGCCAGGGGCGAUGCCGAGCGCAGUUCACAGGAAGGCAGCAACUUCCACACGAGCCGGCACAACAGUGGCAACACGCGCAACCGCAACCACAGUGGGGGCAAGAAGCCUGCCGUGGUCAGCCGGCACCUGAGUGGGCAGGGUGGCCUGGACAGGGGCUCGCAGGCAGGGCCCGAUGCACAGCAGACAACGGGCGAGGACUCUGCCUCAAGCGGCAUCGAGGACGACCAGACGCUGGCUUACAUUGCCAGCGGCAUGGCCAACACGCCGGGCGACUUCCUGUUUGGAGAUGACAGUGUGGCUACAGUGCAGGCAUUUGCCUACAACCUCCAGGUUCCUAGUUCUGGGGGCACCGAUAGCAUGCAACAGCAGCAGCAGGAGUGGUCGUUGCCCACCGAGGCAUUUGAGCCACGUCAUCCUAUUCGGGACUCGCCACCCGUGCCAGACCUGGGCCAUCCGCAGAGUUCGCCCACAAGCGGGGACGAGGAAGACGGGCCCGAGACGCUCAUGUUUGGCAGCGGCAUCGGAGGGGACACUGAAGAUCAGGGCAAAGUGCUGACCGUGUUCCGGCCCCUGAGCGUGCCUGCCUGGAAUUGCAGAGAAGUCGUUCUCAGCAUGCUCGGACACUACGUAGACCAG
This is a messenger RNA of Rhipicephalus sanguineus (brown dog tick), 2327 nucleotides long. RefSeq names its product GATOR complex protein WDR24-like. The annotation marks the transcript as partial. The transcript has 11 exons. NCBI's taxonomy places the organism in Eukaryota, Metazoa, Arthropoda, Arachnida, Ixodida, Ixodidae. Gene Ontology annotation, molecular function: protein binding. Gene Ontology annotation, biological process: positive regulation of TOR signaling. The record is from RefSeq and is a predicted model, not a curated record.